AUGGAUGAUCAAGUAAUAAAAAUCCAGAAAUUCUUAGACCUGUUAGAUGGUUCCAUAGAUGACUUGCAUACGAAAUUACAACCCAUAAUAACCAAGUCUCUUGAUGAAGUGGUGUCUAAUGUUGAUUCCCCCAUUGAAAAAAUUGAGAUUUACAACAGCUAUUCAUACGUUUUGAUAUCAAUAGUUGUUGCUUAUUUACGGUCCAAGGGAGUUGAUACCGCUGGCCAUCCUGUAAUGAAGGAGUUAGACCGUGUUAAACUGUACAUGAAGAGAUACAAAGACUUAGUAAGUCUGCAAAACACCAGCCAACAGAAAAACUUAGAUGAGACCAAAGAAUAUUUGCAGCAAACAUUGGGGAAUAAAUCAGUCACAGGGAACACGAUAACACAAAGCAUGAGUGGCCCUGCUAUAAGCUCUAAUAGCUUCAAGAACACUCAUAAAAAGUUUACUGACUGA
Yamadazyma tenuis ATCC 10573 is the source of this 456-nucleotide messenger RNA. RefSeq lists its product as uncharacterized. The record is from RefSeq and is a predicted model, not a curated record. Gene Ontology annotation, molecular function: RNA binding; DNA binding. Gene Ontology annotation, cellular component: nucleolus; exosome (RNase complex). Gene Ontology annotation, biological process: maturation of 5.8S rRNA; regulation of gene expression. NCBI's taxonomy places the organism in Eukaryota, Fungi, Ascomycota, Pichiomycetes, Serinales, Debaryomycetaceae.